Molecule: messenger RNA, 1753 nt
Organism: Physcomitrium patens
Lineage: Eukaryota; Viridiplantae; Streptophyta; Bryopsida; Funariales; Funariaceae
Source: RefSeq, a predicted model, not a curated record
UUGGACGUGGUGGUGAGGAAGGAAAAUGAGGAGCUGAGUGGGGAUGGUUGCGGUGUGGCAGGUUUGUGGCAAGUGCACGGCAGCUGGCGAAGAAUUUGGAAAUGCCAAACGUGAAUGAGCUUGGGUACACGAAGCGCUACGUUCGGUGUCUGCAGAUUUCGGAGGUGGUGAACAGCAUGAAAGACCUGAUAGAUUACAGUCGCGACAACAGCUUCGGGCCCAUCGCGAGUUUACACAAGUUCCCUCGACGAAGUGACGGGAGCAGUCGAAGCAUGCUUCGGAAUGCGCAACUAAGAUUACUGCAGGAACAACAGCAGCGGCAAGAGCAGGUGCAACAGAGACAGCAAGAACUGCAACAGCAGCAACAGUUGAGACAGACGGAUCAGCAGCAGCAGCAGCAGCAGCAGAGACAAGCGGCGUCACAGCAGCAAGAGGAUCUGGACCUGCAGAGCCUUCUAGCAGAGACGAACACGACAGCCCUGAGCAGCUUACAACAGCAGUUCGAGGAGGCGAAUCAACUGGAGAGCCGGGCGGGGGACGGGUUAGAGGAAUUGAUUUCAGCGCCGGCGGAGACGGACAGUCUGAGCGCGUUCUUCCCGUCGAACUCGCUAGCGGCGCUGCAGACAUCUCUGCACGACACACUGCAAUCGGCGGCAAACGGAGGAAGCGUGCAGAACAUGGUGCAGAGCCCGCUGGGAAGCAGCAGCUUACAUGCGCAGCAGCAGCAGCAGCAGGUGUCGGGGGGUAGAGGAGGAGCGGGUGCGGUGACGCUGCAGGCGUCUCCGACGAACUCACUGUCGUCAUUUCAGAAUUCAUUUCCGUCGCUGUCGGGCGGGGGAGCGAGCUCGUACUCACGAGGCGAGGCUUCAUCGCAGCAGAAAGUAGGAGGAGGGGGCGGUGGCGGGGCACUGCAGCAGCAACAGAAAGCGCAGGGCAGCCAUCACGGGGGGCCGUCGAAUGUAGUGCACAACCUGCUGCAAGAGAUGAUGUUGAACCAGCAGCUGAGCAACAACGGGAACUGCAUGAACCAGCAAGGGGGUGGACAUGUUGGUGUGGGCGGUGGGGUAGGAAGCCUGGGGAACGGGCUGAACGGGAACCUGACGGGAUCUCUGGCAGGAAGCUUGGGGCUGAACGGGGUGGGGCAGGGGCGGAUGCUGGGACUGGGAGGCGGCAUGAACAGCGUGCACAGCAUUGGCGGAUUAGUGAACAACAACCACGUAGGGGUGACUCACAGCAGCAGCAGCAUAGACAGUCUGGUGGGAAACAGCGCAAGUAGCGUAGGUAUUGGCGGGGUGGGGAGCAACGUGGCCCUUUCUGCUCUGGGGAACCACAACCUGCGAGGGAUGGGCGGCGUUGUAGGAGGGAAUGGAUUGAACGGUCUGAGCGGGUUGAUGGGCAACAUGAGCGCGCACAACGCGAGGUUGAAUUUGGCCGCUGCGGUUGCGCAGCAGCAGCAGCAACAGCAACAGCAAAAUCAGCUGCAGGAGGUGGGCCAUCAGUCGAUGCAUCACGAUGUGGGCGGGAAUAACAUGCUCGGAGGGCUGGGCAUGACUGGCUCGUUCGGAGGGCUGUUCAACUAGAGAAAGCAGCCUUGUGAUGAUAGUUUAAGGAAUGAAUCCAUAUUGUAUGAUGAGGAAUCUUUCUCAUCUUCUUUGUCGUAUACCGUUUGUGAAGAACAUUUUUAUCCUCUUUUGUUACGAGUACUUUUUGGCUCUAUUUAUCAUUAUUUUAAAAGUUCUGCACAUUUCUCGGC